GCCAGCCCGAAGUGUCGCAGUGACCCCUCUGAACUCGAAGGCAGGGUUAGUACGUAGAUAAGGCAAAUUAUUAUCACUUGCUAUCACCUUAGCGACCCACUCCACAACAAUGGGUAACUGCAAUAUUAGUGCUGGAGCACCUCAUGACAUGGCAGUAGCAACACGGCAGAUGGGAGACAGUGAAGAUAGUAUCCUCCAGGGACUUCUUGUCUACUUCUCUAAGUUCAAUUAUGACAAGGCCAAGGAACAAGCUGAAAAGGAGCGUGACUUGAGUAGAUUUAGUGGAUCUACUGUUUGGCUCCUGCUCUCCUGUGUGGCUCAGUUAGCUGCUGUCGAAAAGCUCUACAUGAAUCUGUCAUUCCUUACAGCAAAGGGAUUUUUGAGGAAGGAGAGCUCUGUCCGUGCAAGCUAUGAGUCUCUUAACCUUGAGCUCAAUGACCUUGGCUACGAAAGAAGGAGAUGCAUGGGAGCUAAUGGAAAUCCUCCCACAUCAGGCAGUGGAAAUCUGGGAAGCCCUGGUUGUGAUGGCAUUUUGCGACACCUAUGCUCUCACCUGGUCUUGUUCAUCAAGGCGAGGCUGCAGAUGAUUACGUUUUAUGAAAGGCUAUUGGAAGCAUCUAUGAGUCGCAUGAUGAACUUUGAGGACCUCCUAGCAAAUGUAACAGAAAUAGGUGUUAAGAACAGCAGAAACUUUCACCAUCCAAUUCUUACUCCAAUCAAAACAAACUUCACGUAUGAGUGUGAUAUAUUAAUACAUUUACUGAGGAGUCAAUUGGAAAUGCAGCAUUGGCGGUUCUUGCCGUCAUUGAUUCACCUUCAUGAUGCUCACUCAAAGUUAAACAGCUGGCACAGUGCCAUCCAACCUAAGGAGACAAAGAAAUAUGGCUUUGGUUCAAAUUUCCUCAAGUCAUCUCCCCUUCCUGCUUUGUACCAGUGGCUGUGGCAGGCUAAAGCAGCCUUUGUUUCAAAGUUUUCCCUGUACUUUCAUGAGACUUUAGCAACACAAAGUUCUCCAGCAGAGAUGAAGGCCUUGAUCUCCAGACAGGGACAAGCCUGUGACUAUGUUUCCAAAAUUCAAAGUUUUCAGAGAAAAAGUGAUGCUGUUAGUGUGUGUUUGGUGUUUGAGGCAGCAGGAAUAGAUGAUUACCGGGGUGCUGGCUAUCAUCAUCCACAGGAGUCAGUGUCAACUCCUAAGGGUCUUGACAGCUAUCCUGCAAUCUUCUCUUACCCAAAUAAUAAGGCUCAGGACCGAUGGCCCAGCAUUGUGAUGAGAAUCAAUGACCGUGCCAAUGAGCUCACUCUUCUGGAUGGGGUUGUGUGCUUCUUUGACCAGCAGAUUGGCUCAACUUACUUCUUGUGCAGAGCUGAUCCAAAGAUAACCAUUGUAGUUGUAUUUGAUGCAAAAAAAUCAGAAAAGGAUAGCUAUAUUAAGGACUUCAUUUAUGACUUGGCACUUCAACUCCGGUGCAACAAGGUGUUUACUAAUCUGAAACCUAAGUAAUUUUUGUACUGUAUGUAUAUACAGUACACACUUAUAUAUAUAUAUAUAUAUAUAUAUAUAUAUAUAUAUAUAUAUAUAUAUAUAUAUAUAUAUAAAAUGCAUGCAUAAAUUCAUACACGCAUAUAUCCACAUAUACAGUACUUCUGGCUGAGAUACUGUAAUAGGACUGACUCAAGCAAUAAUGUCUCAGUUCAUACAUCCUUGCACACUCAAAUCCACUCACACUCCAACAUUACAUCUCAAUCAUUGCUACAUUUUCCUUGUAUUUCAUAAGGUAUUUUCCUCACACAAACUACAUUUACCAUGCUCUCCUUUUUUUUUUUUUUAUUAUUAUUUUUUUUUUUUCCUUUCUCUUUUUUUACUCUCCCAUUCUCUCCGUAUAAUAGAACCUCCUUCAAGGGCUGCUACAGUUGAGUACAUUUACCUCUCCACAGUUUAUUUUCUUACCUUUAAAGAUGCAUCAUAAAUUAAACAAGUAAAUGGAAUAUGGUGAAAAAAAAACACUGAAUGAAAUAGAACUGCUUUAUUUUUAAAAUGUUAGAGGAAUAAAAAGUACUUUGGGUUUGCCUUGUAUUUCCUCGCACCAGCAUAUUACACUUGGCAUGCCAAUCAUUUUCAAAUGUUCUACAUAUACUGUAUAUCAUUAUCUUCCUUAAGCUUUUAUAUUUCAUUCCAUGUAUGUGUAUCUCAGUGUAUUUCACUUCCACACGUCAUUGGUUUUAUGUACAGUGGUAAUCCUGAAAUCCAAACACCCUAUGUUCAAGCAAAUUUUGCCCUGAAAUCUGAAAACACAUCCAGAAUCUGAUCACCAAAUUAACAAUUCCCCACUAUUUAUUUGGCAAGCAUAUCUUUUUCCAAUUUUCAUUGAGAUCGUUAUUGGUUUACUUUAUGUUUUCACCGUGAUUUAGGACACAGCUCUAAAAUAGUGAUAAAACAUAGCCACCAGCAAUUCCAUCAUUGCUUCUAUCCUAAUUAGCCUAUGUAUAUUUGCAGUGAAAAUUACAAUGAAAAAUAUUUUUCAAGGAGUUGAGAAACAAAUCAUGUAAUUUUUUCCAUUAUUUUUAAAGGGGAAAAUUGUUUUGGAAUCUGAAUUUUUCACAGUCUGAGCAGCCUCUGGGAACAAUCAGCUUCUGAGGCACCACAAUAAAUAUAUAUAUAUAUAUAUAUAUAUAUAUAUAUAUAUAUAUAUAUAUAUAUAUAUAUAUAUAUAUAUAUAUAUAU
Portunus trituberculatus (swimming crab) is the source of this 2722-nucleotide messenger RNA. RefSeq names its product KICSTOR subunit 2-like. The record is from RefSeq and is a predicted model, not a curated record. Gene Ontology annotation, cellular component: KICSTOR complex. Lineage: Eukaryota; Metazoa; Arthropoda; Malacostraca; Decapoda; Portunidae. Gene Ontology annotation, biological process: cellular response to glucose starvation; negative regulation of TORC1 signaling; cellular response to amino acid starvation.